Molecule: messenger RNA, 439 nt
Organism: Leptinotarsa decemlineata (Colorado potato beetle)
Lineage: Eukaryota; Metazoa; Arthropoda; Insecta; Coleoptera; Chrysomelidae
Source: RefSeq, a predicted model, not a curated record
AAUGUCAAUGUAGGAGUUGUGUUAUUUAUAGUUGACAAUUUGACACUCCGAAUUUUUAGGUUAUGGCUUAUAGAUUAAAGAAUAAGGAGAGGAAUAUUUGAAAUCCGAAUAGGAAGGAACUUUUUUUAAGUUUUACAAAGGUAAAACAACAACUUCUCAGAAAACAUGAAGAAGCACCCAGUAAGGAAUGCCAUAAUUGAUAAAUUCCAUAGAGGAUUCGUAUACACUUGCAUCGGAGCUUCUAUUUAUGCAUUUUCACAAAUUGUAUCCAGAUUUUAUCAUUAUUAUACGGUAGUUAAACCACAAUUGGCAAAGCAGCAACUCAUGGAAAAAGAAGAAUUACUAGCAGAAGGGUCUUCAGAAGAUAAAGCUCCGAUAUUAAAACUGUAAUUUUUAUGUUAGUGUAAUGUAGAUGAGUUAUUAUAUUUUUCAAAUUUUA